UGGUUGAGACCCAACCGCUACAUUCAACCAGCCUGUUUCCUGCAUGGCAAAUACCCUUUGUCUAAGAGGAAAUGACAUCACAGCGACAGGACCUGCCACAAAUACACUGAAAACAGAUGAGGACCAAACGUCUUUCAGAUGAGUUUUGACUCUGAGUUGGACACAGUUCAACCUCUACUGCACAAAGGAAAACCUAUGAGGCAAAACAGUCAGGCCGUAAAACAGCUUUUGGAACGGCCACUGUGAAGUAUGUCUGCGGGAAACAUAGAGACUCCGCGAGACUCAACAUGUCAAAGUGGGACUGUUGUUUUUUUCUCGAACCCUUUGAUGAGUGAUGUUCAAUCAGACUGGUCUCCAGUUCAUGAUGCUGCCUUUAAUGGACGUGUCCUCUCUCUGCAAAGACUCAUUGCUCAGGGUACAUGCGUCAAUCUGAGCACUCUGGACCAGGUUUCUCCCCUCCAUGGAGCAUGUAUGCAAGGCAACGUGGCUUGUGCCAAGCUUCUGAUUGAAAAUGGGGCAAAUGUAAACAGUUCAACAGUGGAUGGACAAACUGCCCUGUCAGAAGCUUGUGCCCGGGGCCAUGUGACCUGCGUAUCGCUGCUCCUUCAACAUGGAGCAACUCCCUCAGGGACCAGCCAGUCCAGCUCUCCAAUCCAUAGGGCUGCAGCAAAAGGUCACCCAGAGUGCAUUGAGUCUCUCGUUCAGUACGGCGCAGAUGUGGAUCAGUAUAUCGACCAAUCAGGUUUCCCUCUCCACGUUGCCUGCUCCAAUCAGCAUCUGACUACUGUGAAGAAACUUCUUCAACUUGGUGCUAGUGUGAACAACUGUGUGUCUGGUGACUCCCCACUGCACAUCACUGCUCGUCUGUCCAGCCCUGAGUUGGUGUCUGUCCUGCUUGACCACGGGGCCGACCACUCCCUAAGGAACUCAGAGGGCAAACAGCCACUGGAACUGGCACCUCGCAACAGCCUGGUGGAGAGGCUGUUGAGACAAGCAGGAGGAGUGUCUCCUCUAACGCAGCUGUGUCGGCUGCACAUCAGAAAAACUGUGGGCAAGCAGAGGCUGGGUGGGAUUCACGACCUUCACCUUCCCAGAGAAGUGAAACAGUAUCUUCUGUACCAAUCAGACCCAGGGGGAGAUCGAAUGCACUGAGUAACUCAACUAUCCAUUGCCAGAGCUUGAGAAAUUCCCUUCUAGGCCAGCAGGGGGAGUACUUGCUAUAUAAUUGCUCGUAGUUGUGGUAGUAAUUAACUGUAAUUCUUUCUUUGUGGCAGACCUCUGUAAACAAACUGAACAAGAUCAAUCUGGACUUUUAUGUGGAAACUUUAAAGUCUUGGAGCAAGUUUUUAUCAUUAAAUAUUCAUAACAUAUACAUAUUUAAAAUGAGAAUAUGGGCUCAUACGGUCUAAUAAAUGUUGCAAAAUUAAUAAGAUAAGAUAAGAUAUUCCUUUAUUUGUCCCACAAUGGGGAAAUUCCAAUGUUUAAUAAAGUUUUAUAUACUGAAAUUACA
Dicentrarchus labrax (European seabass) is the source of this 1510-nucleotide messenger RNA. RefSeq names its product ankyrin repeat and SOCS box protein 9. The transcript has 7 exons. The coding region runs from base 250 to 1152 and encodes 300 amino acids. Gene Ontology annotation, biological process: intracellular signal transduction; protein ubiquitination; positive regulation of protein catabolic process. NCBI's taxonomy places the organism in Eukaryota, Metazoa, Chordata, Actinopteri, Moronidae. Gene Ontology annotation, molecular function: protein binding. The record is from RefSeq and is a predicted model, not a curated record.